Messenger RNA from Caenorhabditis auriculariae, 1685 nucleotides. The record is from the annotation of a GenBank genome assembly. Lineage: Eukaryota; Metazoa; Nematoda; Chromadorea; Rhabditida; Rhabditidae.
AUGGCUCUAUUAACCUCUAGAAGGAAAAGGGGAAUCUCAACGGUUUCACCUAUUCCAGAAAGGUUUUUUUUUAUUUUCCUAAAUUUUUAAAAUCAGUAAAUCAGGGAAUCGGAAGGUUUUCUCGACAAGAUUGGAGUGAACAAGGAAAAAGUUGAAGUUACAAACACCGUCGUGCAAAAUGUGACAGAAGAAACGACUACAACAGCGGAGCCUUCGUUGAACACGACGUGGACGAGUGAAAACUUAGAUUCUCCGCAAACUACCGUUUCUUCAAAAUUUGACUCGGGAAAGUUCCACACAGUGCGUUCACCAUUUUCUGUCUUGUCCAUCUGAAUAUUUGAAGAUCAACGACUCGCUUCAAGACUGCAAGCGCUUGACUCAACCCGAGCUCGUUGCUGAAUUGAAACAAAAAGGAACUUAUAAUCCUGAGCUGAUGGCCUGGGAUGCUUUGGGUGUGAUCCGAUUUCUAGACAGAACUAUCCACGAGCACUAUCAAGUCUGUUUUUUUCAUAACCUUAAAAAAGUUUCUAAUACUAUCGUCCUUCUUUCUCUAUUCUUCAGGAGUUUACCAGUAAAAUAUUAGUGUUUCGAAAUCCACUCAAAAUUGGGGAAGUUUUUUACUCGUGAAGAUAUAUCUGAAGAAUCAAUAUUGGUCUAGUGUGAAAAAUUCCAGAGGCAGUCAGCGAAGUCGAGAGAAAAGGCAGAAGAGGUUAUAGAAAAGAAUGUCGAGGCAUUAGCCAAUUUGAUGAAAGAGCUGAACGUCACCUGUAACGUGAAAACGGAAGAUCUGAGAGCUCGUCUGCAAAACGUCACAUUGUGAGUUCUCCUGAAGACUCGCUUUCUGAAAAUUUCAUUUCUUGUAGUGCCGAUCCGAAGUCCUUGUCUGAUAACUCCUCACUGCCGCGAAGAAAACGCAUGGACGUCAUCGAGACUUUUCUGCGAGCUCUGAAUGUCAGUUCUUCUGACUUUUCGAGAGCGAGAGACCAGCCCUUGACAGUAGAGGACGAGAGGGUAACGCCCAGGCAAAAGUUGAUAGGUUUCUAUUUUUCCGAGAAAUCAAAAAAUUUCCAAGUUUAGGAGAGUCUCAUGUCGUCCCUUUUGGUUGCGACAAAAGAGGAGCUGAAGAAGACGGUUACUUGAGGCUUUGUGGGGCUUGUCAGGUAGGCGUACUUAUUGAAAACUAGCAGAAUUAUCCGUCAGUUGAGUUCAUAUAAAUAACUUUUCGCACAUUAUUGUGGUAACCACUGUUCACUCCGGGAAAUAGAUUUCUACAGAAUUAUUUUUGCAUGGAUGUGCUGCAUUUAUGCAAACUAGGGAUAACUAGGCAAUUGUGAUGUAACUCUCAAUUUAAGGCUAUCCGACGCUUGCCGGACACUUUCUUCCCUCCUUUCAUCAAUGAAGUUACCUGUGAUACCGACAAAGCUUGUCUUUACUUCUAUGAUUACCGUUCGUUUUUUUUCUUUUUCAAUAAAAAAAUCAUUGUAGCGCAUGGAAAAUGCCGUCAAAAACACAUGAACUUUGUCGUCCUGCGGAACGUCGGAACCAAAGACUGCCAAGUUUGGAAAAAGUUCAAUCUCAACGUUCGCGUUUCUUGUGAAUGUUUUGUUGGUAAGUGGUUAUCCGCAAAAACUACUUAUUAACAAUAAAUUGCAGAUGAAAUGUCGUUUUUUGCGAAAUACGUGUGA